Messenger RNA from Penaeus indicus, 2041 nucleotides. RefSeq lists its product as uncharacterized. NCBI's taxonomy places the organism in Eukaryota, Metazoa, Arthropoda, Malacostraca, Decapoda, Penaeidae. The record is from RefSeq and is a predicted model, not a curated record. The transcript has 3 exons. The coding region runs from base 31 to 1278 and encodes 415 amino acids.
AGGACGGUUGAUGUCUCUCCGCCUCUCGCCAUGUCUCUCUUGUGGCUCCUCCUGACGGCGUCCCUGGCAGCCCUCGCAGCAUCCUUGCCCCGCGGGAUCACAGACGACAGGAAGUUCGUCCUGGACAACGUGUUCAUCCCUCCUUCGGCGCCCUACGGCUUCGUCGUCGGGGAGAUUCGUGUCUUCUCCAACGAAGUCACGAUCAGGCCGAGGUCUCGCAGACCACCGGGAGGGAAAACGCCACCCCGAGGGACCCAGCCAUCUUCGGUGCUCGAGACGGGUUCCAUCGCCAACACCGUCGUGACCUCCCGGCCUAUCGUGACCUCUCGCCCCGUCGUGACCUCCCGGCCCGUCAUAACCUCCCGCCCUGUCGUGACCUCCCGCCCUAUCGUAACCUCCCGGCCCUUCGUGACCUUGCGACCAGCCGUCCAGGUAGAUCAUGAGCCAACGACGACAGGUGCGACGGCGAGCGAGGGCGUGAAAUCCGACGCGGGCGUGAAGACGUUCGGGCAAAUCAAGUCCAACAGUGGCCUCGAAGUGCGCCCGACGGAGACGCCAGAUUCACUCGAAGCCCUUGCAGAAGCGAGGCCCUUGAGCUCGAGCUCGAUUGUCAAGGCCAACCUGAGCUUCAGACUCGAGGAAAUGCUGAGGAAGAGGCCGACGACGGAGUCACAAAGCAAGACGGGGAUUCGGACGAGCUCGGAUGACGUCGUCCAGCAUCCGAAGUCCCUUGUGAGUUCCGAAUCCCGCGCCGAACCCAAGCCGAAGCCGCCCCAAGACUUCAAAACACUGGAGGAACUCGAAUCCUUCUUAUCGUCAAGCUCGAACGACGAGUUCGAGGCGUUCCUGAGGUCCAGCACCGACGAGGAGCUCCAGAACUUUUUGAGACUAGCCACUGAAGAGAAAUCGGAGCCCUCCCCUGCCCCCGAGGCCGACGAGGACCUGCAGGCCUUCCUCGCGUCGGACUCCAGCAAGGAGUUCGAAGCCAUCGUCAUCCCGGGCCUCGGACAGGAACCGGGCGCCAUCAUCAUCAUCGGACCGGAACACGAAUCGAACCCGGCCGAGCGAACCCACGCCAAACGCACGACGGAACCCGUUUCGAAGCUUCGAGAACCGGCAGCAGCGACGCCAGAACCGGCCGCGAAGCUCACAGAACCAGAGCUAACGGCGACGCAUGCAGAAGAGCUUUUCGGCGACGACGAAGACCUGCCUGACAUGAUCAUUUCCGGAGCCACGAUCACUUUCACGCGGCCGUUCAGAGAGCGAGCCCAGCGGUGAGAGGGCGCGUGGGCUCGGUUUGUUUGUUUGUUUGUAUAUGUGUGUGUCUGUUUACUUGUUUCCAUACGUGUUUGUUUGUUGUAUACGCGUGUAUUUGUUUGUAUUUACUUGUAUACGUGUGUGUUUGUUCAUGUUUGUUUUUAUGAGUGUGAUUUGUAUAUGUGCGUAUAUGUAUGUGUGUGUCUGUGUGUGUGUGUAAGAGAGAGAGAGAGAGAGAGAGAGAGAGAGAGAGAGAGAGAGAGAGAGAGAGAGAGAGAGAGAUCGGGAAAGGGGUGGGAAGGGUCCGUUCCCCAGACUUCACCCAUUAUGCAUCAAGACUCUUCACACGCUGGGGAUCGUAGCCUCAGACAGUCAGGAUUUUUCUCGUGAUUAUUAAAGCCCAUUUAAGACUUGCCAGCGAGCGUAUCGAGAGCACAGUUUUCAAGCUGAAUUCUCAAACAAAGAAGAAAUUUUAAACUCAAAACUGUACAAAGAAACCAUUCUGACGUCCAGAUAAAAGACAUUUUCUCAUAAGUAGUCCAAGACUUAAUGGGCAUUAAGAUGUACUCAAACACCUUAAAGAAUAUAAGAAAGAAAGACAUAAACUUGUGUAAUAUUUAAUUUCAACAUACGAUGAGAAAUUCCUAACUGGCUUAAGAUAUGGUAAACUGCCCUGUCUCUCCAAUAAGGAUAUUUAUAUUUAAUACUAUUGAAUUAUAUUAUAUCAAAGACAUAUAUUAUUGUGAGGCCGUGAGGAACAUUACUUUGUAAUAAAAUAAACAGU